UGGAAAGGGAGGCUGCCUGUCAGAGGAUGAAGGUUAUCAAUUUGUACUUGUUUAUUUAUGUGUAAUAAGUGUCUUGAUUUCUUUUUAAAUAUGGUCAAAUGGGCGGACUUCUGUACACCAGUUCUGGUGGUGUUUGAUGCUGUGCGCUGUAGUUUGCUCAUUGAUUGUGACUAACUUAGCACAAAAUAUGUCUAGUUUUAUCAAGCGAGACUCGACACGGAGGUCAGAUGAUACUAUGGAUGAUGACACGGACGACAAGGAUGACACAAAACGGAAAUCUCGAAACCUGAGUGAGAAGAAACGCCGUGACCAAUUCAAUAUGCUGAUCAAUGAGUUGAGUUCAAUGGUCUCAACCAACAGUCGCAAGAUGGACAAAUCUACAGUUCUUAAAUCCACCAUUUCAUUUUUAAAAAAUCAUGAUGAAAUAGCUGUUCAAUCACGUGCACAUGAAAUUCAAGAGGACUGGAAACCAUCAUUCUUAUCAAAUGAAGAAUUCACGCAUUUGAUUUUAGAAGCAUUGGAUGGCUUCAUCAUGGUAUUUUCCUCUUCUGGAAGAAUAUUCUAUGCAUCAGAGAGUAUUACAUCUCUUCUUGGUCAUUUACCUAGUGACCUUCUGAACAUGACAAUGUAUGAUUUGGUUUUUGAAGAAGAUCAGUCAGAGUUCUACAAUGUUCUGCUCAGUCCUGCCAACACUCUAGAUGCCAUGAAUGACAGUGAUGCAAAAGAAAAUCGUGUCACUUUCACAUGUCAUUUAAAACGAGGUGGUCUUCAUGUCCAAGAAGAAGAUACAUUUGAAUUAGUGCAAUUUGUGGGAUAUUUUCGUCCUAAUGCGGAACCUCUUGAAGCGGAUAACUUUAUUUCUAGUAGCAGCCAUUUUAGCAGUUUCUCUGGUGAAGCAGAUUCACGGUUGGUAUUUGUGGGUACAGGUAGACUUCAUGUGCCCUUGUUGAUUCGUGAAAUGUCUGUGGUUGAUUCCGCAAAAAGUGAAUUUACUUCACGUCAUAGUCUGGAAUGGAAGUUCCUGUUUUUGGACCACAGAGCUCCACCAAUUAUUGGUUAUCUACCUUUUGAAGUUCUUGGAACAUCUGGAUAUGAUUAUUAUCAUGUAGAUGACCUAGAGAAGGUAGUCACGUGUCACGAAGCCUUGAUGCAGAAGGGUGAGGGAACAUCUUGCCAUUAUCGGUUCCUUACAAAGGGCCAGCAGUGGAUCUGGUUGCAGACAAGGUUCUACAUUACCUAUCACCAGUGGAACUCCAAGCCUGAAUUUAUUGUUUGUACACAUCACGUUGUUAGCUAUGUGGACGUGAUGAAGCAGUCACAGAAGGCACCAGAGGAUGUAUCAGAAUUGAGGAGUCAAGAUAACAGCCAAGACAAUGUUGUUACUGGUCAUUUGUCUUACAGACACCAGCAGUCAUCACAGCCUACAUCUCAGAGUGGUCUUGCUUCCAGUCCGUGGUCUUCCAAGUCAUCAGCUGGUAAGCCAUCAAGGUUAGCAGAAGUACAUUCUCCACAAGGUGGAAAUGGGUUGAAAGCGCGGACACGACCCUCAGUUCAUCGUGGUGCUGGGUCAGAUUCUACAUCCAUGUCUGCAGAUUCUCCAAGCUCUCGCCAUUCUGAAUUCACACAACGCAGUACUCGCUCAAGAACUAAUGUGGUUGCACCUGUCCUUAAUAAGCCAGAACUGACGAUGGCUCAGCCACAGCAGGUGACACCACCUACUACUACAAAAUUCCUGAAGCCACAGCAGGAGUAUGUGGCAGUACCAGUUCCUGUUCAGCCCAUCCUUGCAGCUGCAGGCUUUCCAGGCACUGUUGUAGCAUCUCUACCACCUCCCUCUGAGCUUGUUCAUCAGCCCCUUGUAAUGACGACAGCACAAAGCCAAAUCCAGGAGCAGCUGCAGAGAAAACACGAAGAAUUACAGCGGCUGAUAGUGCAGCAGCAGGAGGAACUGCAGCGAGUGUCAGAGCAGCUUUUGAUGGCUCGGUACGGGCUGUUGUCACCCAUACAUCUCAAUGUGACCUUGCCUUAUACAGCAGCUGCAGGGCCAGUCAUUAGCAGCACUACAUCUACGCUCGGAUCCACACAUCAGCAGUAUCAGACACAAUCAGGGACACCUGUUUGUCUGCCUGUCCCAACUGUGUCAUCGGAUAUAUCAUUACAUGAACAUUCUUCUCUGGCGGUUACCAGUGUUGCCUCUCGUCCUCUUGUCCAAACGACGUCUGUUAUGGUACAACCACACCAGGUUAACCUUCAAGCGCAUGCUGCAACUGAGGAAGUGAUUCCCUUCCAGCUAUCACAGCAGCAAGCCCAGCUGUUGUUCACUUCUCCAAAUUCAACAGUACAGCACAACCAGUGAUGAAGUAGUCAGUUAGUCUUCCCCCCUGCAACAUCUUUUCCUUUGAGGGGGGGAUGUGACAUUGAAUUUGCUGUACCACUGCAGUCAACUUUAUUGAUAUGGGUCUGUAUAGACCGGUAGUCUAGACUCUACACAGCUUGGAUUGUCUGCAUGAUUACAGGCUGAAUUGUGGUGACCCGGCCCCACUGUGUGCUGUCAUGUGUGGAGAAGUACUGGUCUGUACCUGCAGAACUUAACCAAUCCUUUGUAACUGUACUGAAUGUCAUAGUUGAGUUGUUGGCACUCCUGUUAUUUUAGCUAAGUCUUGUAUUCUGUUCUUGCCUUGGAGGUGGGUUAUCUUGAUUGAGAAAUUUUGUGGUUUUCCUCAGCCUUUCCAAGCUGCUAGAAUAACACCUUGAUGUAGGCUAUGACUGCUUUCUUGCACAGCCUUCUCAAUUAAUCAUUUACAUUCAUUCUGACAUUCAGUGCCGUAUAACCUGUACCGUUCUAAAAACAUCAUAUAACCCAAGAACCACAAGACAGUAUAUUUGUAUCUGUCAACCUAACAACUCAGGCAAAGUAAUAACAAAGGUUAUUUACAUUAAUGUUAAUCACAUUAUGUUUUGACCCCUAUUGGGUCAUCAUCAGGUGCAUCUGUGUGUACUUAGAUGCUGAAUAUUUUUUUCAAUAUGGAUCCAUAUUUUUCAUCAUAUUUGACCAUAUGAUUAUGUGAUUAUAGCUUAGUAGUGAACCUCUGGUUUGUUUAUUCCUUGGUUUUAAACCAUGUUGGUAUAAAAUUGUAUUAAAUUAAAUUGAAGUUAGUUUAAAAUUAAUUUAAAAUUCAUUAAGAUUAAAAUUAAAAGAAUUUUAAUACUACACCCUAUUCUGUAUGGGUUUGUAUUAAAUUGUUAAGUUAUGUGUUUAUGAAUAAAUAGUUCAAAAUGUUUAUAAAUGCCUGUUUGACCAUUCUGUUGGUACACUGUCUAUCCCUGUCUUGAUUCUUCUUUGGUAUUGUGGGUAUGAUAUAGUUGGGGGCCAAGUUAUGAUGUUAUGGGUCUCUUGCAACUCACGUUUGUACCUGCUGCCUCAUUAUUUAUACCAUAUCAGAGAGUAUACAGGGUUUGUCUGGAAAGUAAUGCAGUUAAGUUCAUAAAAAAAUGUAUUCAAGAUAUCGUUACAAACGUUUAAAAUUCUUCAAAGUACUCCCCUUGGGCAUCCACACACUUUUGCCAGCGACUUUUCCAUGCACGAUACGCAUCCUGGAAGGCGUCGACUGGGACCUCGUUUAGAGCUUUUGUCAUGGCGGUGUGGAUCGCUUCAAUGGUUCCAAAACGGGUUUCUUCCAGGGCGGUCUUGAUCCUCGGGAGCAAAAAGAAGUCUGCUGGAGCCAGAUCAGGACUGUAGGAGGGCUGGGGCAACCUUGCCAAGGUGUGCUUGGCCAGAAACUCCCGGAUGCGCAGAGCAGUGUGGCUGGGAGCAUUUCCACAUGGGCAAAUUGUCUGCAACGAUGUCGUGCACAGUGGUUUUCGGAAUACUGAGAGUCUCUGCUAUCAUCCGAACACUCAUUCGACGAUCGGUAUUUAAAAGAUCAUGAACACGAGACACAUUUUUGUCACUUUUGCUGGUUGAUGGCCAUCCAGAGCGGGGGUCAUCAUCCACCUCUUCCCGGCCAUUUUUAAACAACUUCAACCACUUGGAGACUUGAGAAUAGGAGGGAGCAGAGACCCUGUAGGCUUCCUGAAUCAUUUGGUCGGUGUUGGUGAGGCUUUUGUUCAGUUUAGCACAGAAUUUGAUCGCAUAACUUUGUUCAAUAGUUUUCUCCAUUGCGUGUCAUGACACAGGCACUAACAGGAGGGUCACGGAAACAGCGAUCCUGACGCUCCCAGAGCUCAGAGCAGACCGAGCUUGGAAGCGUUGUGAAACUAAGAGUCCCAUCCCCCUUUUCCAACCAGUCUCAACGCACUGCGACCAGGAGGAGCAGCAGCAGGAAAAAACAAAUUGCAUUACUUUCCGGACAAACCGUGUAUCUCAACCUAUGAUGAUGUGUAUGAUCACAUUGUUCUGUAACACUAAUAUGACUGCAUUAGUUGUGUAUAACUCUGUUGUUUUAUAAAUUUUUCUUCUAAUUUGUACUUACCACUUUAUGAUAUGUAGUGCAGCUCACAUCUUGUUCUGUAUUUGGUUGUUGAGACUCUGUCAAAGUUAUCUUACAUUUGGUACUGUGAUCAUUGUGUUGGGUGGGUCGUAUGGGAUGAAAGGUGGAUGGGGGGAGGGUAGGAGGUGGGUAGGGUUGUUGGUAGUAAGAGGUAAUGGAAGGGGCGUGGUUAAUUGAUGGUAUUAAUUUUUCUUGGUGAGUACAUUUUUAGAACAGUGUCAAAUAUAGGGUUGUUUACAUUUACAUGUGUCAUUCAUUUAUAGAUUAAUGUAAAUAACCUUUGUUAUUACUUUUACUUGAAUUGUUAUGUUGGUGGUUACAAAUAUGUUAUUUUGAAUGACACACAACAGGAUGUAACACGUAAAGAUCCAAGAACCAUUUCUUCCUUUGUAUUCAUGGGGACCCAGGUCUGAUUCUUUAUUCAGAAGACAGCUGCCCCACCUGUCAGAUUUCUGUGUUUCCUCAAAUUCUCCAGGCAGUUCGUGGGAUGAUGCUUUAAAAUCAGCCAUGAGUACUUCUCUCGACAUCCUUCCUAAUUUGUAAUUCAUGAUCGCCUUCCCAUUUGACACCAUAUAACCUCUACAGCUGAAACAAUCUUUAGUCCUUUAGCUGAUCCCGCUGACAUAUCUGAUACUGUUCCUGUCUUGUAUGAGUUCUCUCUCUCAUUAUUAGCCUUUGUCCAAUAAUAUUACUGUUUCACUGUGCCACAGCUGAUUUCAUGUCUACCACUUGGACAUUUAUUACCUAACCAACAUAACUCUGCAGCUAGUAAGGGGAAAGAAUGGCAUUGACAGUGGCCUGGGAUAGUUUGAAGGGGCAGUGAAGGUAGGGAGGGUUCAUCUGCAAACUGUAAAGAGAUACAAAGGCAUAUAAAGCUUAUAAAACAAUCCUGAAAAUAAAGUUAUCAUUGAAAGUAAGCAGUUCUGCAUAAAAGCAUGGUUUCACCUUAUCUCUUUGCUUAACUUCAUAUGUGUGUGCCAGAUAUCCUGUCAUCCUCACUGCUAGCAUAGCUGCUGUUUUCAUUUCACUUGUAUAUCCCAACUGACACUUUCUCCAUAUCACUUCUCCAGUAUUUUUGCAGUUGUUGCACAUGAUCUCACGUGUCUUCAUGCUUAUAAUGUCACAGAUUUUAUAGUGUCUGCCACCCUUCCCUUAACAGUAUUCCAUGUGUACUCACCAGGACUUAAAUUGCAGUUGCAUUAUGUCUUAUACACUUAAUCACUUGGUUGAGGUCAGUGAAGUUUUACCUGUUUUAAUAGUUUUUGUUGAGACAUUUGUCCAUAGUUUCAGUAAUGUCUGUGAAUCAGUUCUGGAUGUCAGUUUUUCUUGAAGCUUGUAUAGGUAACCUACCUUGUUGUGGUAUGGUGUGAUAUUCAUAGCAAUCAAUCUGUUUGGUGGUAAAUGUGGUAUAAGCCUUUCUCUUUUCUUUCUCUUUCUCUUUUCAGUCUUUGACUUUACCUUGAACACUGAAGGAGUUCUGUGUGUAGGUACUUUUACCACCAUCUGACAGUUAUGAUUUCUUGGCCAGGGCUGUCAUCUUUCCUUAUGCCAAAUACAUUAUCGCUUUACCCGUACCUAUGUAGUGCUUUUUGAGGGUGAUCUAUAGUUCUUUGAAAUAUGUGACUGUUUUGGGAGUGUAUCAUUCUGUUUCUCCCAUUGUCUUAAGGUGUCUAGUUAUGCAAGCUUCAGUAUUAUUUCUUUCCAUCAGCACAUAUGUUGUUACAUUCCUUGAAUAGAAAGCACAAAUAAUUUAUAAUUUUUCAUAAUGUUUAUGUCCUUUGAAAAUAAUUUCAUUCAUUGCUGUGAAAUGGAUUUUCCUCAGUGUAGGUACUUCUUCACUGUGAAGGAUUAAUGAAUAAUGUUGCUGAGCCCAGUUCAAUAUAAUUUAUCCAGUGAAGCUUUUAGGGUGGAUGUUUUCCUUUCAUUACCUCUCAUUGGUUUAGCUAGUAGCCCUAGUUAUUUUGCUUUCUUUCCUGAUCAUGCAGAUUGUCCCUUCAGAAACACUGAUAUGGACUGAAAAUGUUGCAGAAAGAACUGCAGUUGAAGAAUGUUAAACAGCAAAUAUUUUUGUCUUCAUCACACUCCUGUAUUAUGGUGUUUAAUUCACUGCUCUUUACUAAGAGUCAUUUUACUUGAAGGAAGAACCAUGUUCCACUUCCACUGUUUAUAAUGAACAAAUGAAUUUACUUUACUAUUGUUUGCAACGAAAUUACUGACCCUCUGACUGUGCAUAGAGUAUUAUGUAAGAUAAGGUAAGGAGAAGGAGAGAGAAUUUGUUCACAUUUCUCCACAUGCACAUUAUGUCUGGUGGGUAGUGAGGGACCAAAAUAUUUCAAUUUAUUCCUUCUUUAUAGUAAGGAGUGCUUGGAAAAAUAUAUACAGGUAUUUACAAAGAUUUUGCAAAUGAGAAAAUGACUCUGGAAUUGUGUUGUGGGUGUAUCAUUAAAGUAAUCGUGUUUCAACAUAAACUCUCUACUAGUCACACAAUGAACUUGAAAACAGUACGUAGUAGAUCACAGCAUUGUAUUCUUGUGGACAGGCUCAUAAUUACAAAAGUACAAAUUACUUUUUAACUAUGGAAGUUGUCCAUAAUGUAUAUGGUUACAGUGUGUUGUGUGAAAAAUGUUGGCAGUUUAUACAGAGUUACUAUAGAUUAAGCAUACACUUUUAAAAAUUUAUUUUUAGUAAAUUAAUUUUCUUCCAUAUUAGUAUCAACUGAAACAGAAACUGGAAUUGUUAUUCUGUGUUGGAAGGCGAUUUAGUUUAAGAAGACACUUUGCAAGGCACUUCUAGAAGAUGAAUUGAUUAUGAAAACCAUAAAACAUGACUCCCAGCAUUUCAAGAUCUUAACUCUUGUGAACUUCAUCUGAGAUUUGAAAGAUGUGGUAACCCAUUCUUACCAACUGAUACUGAUGAAACAGUGUAUUUAUGAAGCUUUUCAUCAAUAAAACAGGACAAUUUCAAACAAGUUCUUUAUCACCUGAAUGUUGGCAGUUUUACCAGUCAAGCUGAUUCUUCUUGAGUCAUGUUCAAAUGUUUGUGUUGCAGUUUCCAUUGAUGUAGCUUCUAGGUAUGUUAAUGGGUGCAAAGCAAAAUUUUAAAAGUGUGUACUUCAUUACUAAUAACCUGUAUUGUACUGGAUGAAAGAUAUUACAUGGUUUAUGAGAGGCAAUAGAAAUUUAGUGGAUUAUUUUUGUAACAGAAGUAUCCUGAUGGAAAAGUUUGCUGUGUACAAAAGACUAGGAUGUUAAAACUUUGUGUUCUGUAACAUUCUUGUGAAUAUAUCCUGUUUUGUCACA
Molecule: messenger RNA, 7789 nt
Organism: Cryptotermes secundus
Lineage: Eukaryota; Metazoa; Arthropoda; Insecta; Blattodea; Kalotermitidae
Gene: Clk
Product: circadian locomoter output cycles protein kaput
Exons: 16
Coding region: 137-2356 (739 amino acids)
Biological process (GO): circadian regulation of gene expression; regulation of transcription by RNA polymerase II
Cellular component (GO): CLOCK-BMAL transcription complex; cytoplasm; nucleus
Molecular function (GO): protein dimerization activity; DNA-binding transcription factor activity, RNA polymerase II-specific; RNA polymerase II cis-regulatory region sequence-specific DNA binding
Source: RefSeq, a predicted model, not a curated record